CACUCCAUUUCUUUCCCUAAGCUGCUCUGUAAAUGGGUAUUUGUCUCAUACUGUGGCUAAAGUUCACAGAUUGCGUGAGGAGGUAAGGCGGCGUAGAGCAGCAGCGAUGGAACAGAAAAGCAGCUUGAAGAGUGUAAUCAGGCCCUACAAGCCCACAGAUAAGUCUGCUGUUGUCUCUCUCUUCCGGUUUGGGAUUCUGGAGCACGUCUACCCAGCAUUCUUCAAAGCCAUGAGUCAUCCGGACCACAUUGGCAUGACCCUCAGCAUCUCCAUUGCCGGAUAUGUGCUCGGAGGAUGCUCAUACUUCCAGGCCGUGCUCUUCGGAGGAGCCUGGUCUUGUUUGGUUUACUAUUGCUGCCACGAGAUUUAUGAUGCCUACCUCAGGAGGAAGCUAGAGGCGGAAAUGGCUGAUAUUCAGGCCAACUUCAUGGAUAGCCAGGCGAAUGGUUUCUGGGUGGUGGAGAUGGAGGUGAACGGGAAGUCAAAGGUGGCCGGGCUGCUGGCUGCAGUAAAGAGUGACGGAUGGGACACAGAUGCGGGCAAUGCACCAUCUCUAGAGGUGUUUCAGUUGGUCGUGUCCUUCAGCCAGAGACGUAAAGGUUUGGGAACCCAGCUGGUCGAAACGGCCGUGGAGUUUUGUAAGGAGCAGGGACUUUCUCGAGUUAUCGUAGAGAUCAGCUCCCCACAAACCACAGCCAUUUCGCUUUUCCGCAAACUUGGCUUUAUUGUAACGUCCGUAAACAGCAACACACACGCUAACCAUUUGGUAUCAAAACUGGCCCGGAUCAAAGUGAUACAAAUGGAAAAGCAUCUUUAAAAUGCUAUGUUGAAGCCUUGCAAAAAUUGUUUAGAUUUUUAUCCCAUAUUCACCCAUUUGAACAUCCCUCAUCGAACAAGACUAUAUUCUCACUCCAAAGUCAAUCAAACAGCAAUGGCAGUUUAAAUUAAAUAUUGUUUGUUUGCUUUUUUGGCUUGGUUUCUUUGUUAUAUGGAAUCUAAACA
Molecule: messenger RNA, 1002 nt
Organism: Cyprinus carpio (common carp)
Lineage: Eukaryota; Metazoa; Chordata; Actinopteri; Cypriniformes; Cyprinidae
Product: N-acetyltransferase 8B
Molecular function (GO): N-acetyltransferase activity
Source: RefSeq, a predicted model, not a curated record